Molecule: messenger RNA, 901 nt
Organism: Limulus polyphemus (Atlantic horseshoe crab)
Lineage: Eukaryota; Metazoa; Arthropoda; Merostomata; Xiphosura; Limulidae
Product: glutathione synthetase-like
Exons: 3
Coding region: 299-886 (195 amino acids)
Biological process (GO): glutathione biosynthetic process
Cellular component (GO): cytosol
Molecular function (GO): glutathione synthase activity; glutathione binding; ATP binding
Source: RefSeq, a predicted model, not a curated record
CAUGGUUGUCAGAUAGAACAUGACUAGGCAUUUCGACAUGGAUUUUAACAAUAUGGCUUGACUCCAAAAUCAUAUUAAUAUAUUAUGCUCAACCUCUAUAGUUUUCAUGAAUUACCCACUAUACUGAAAAAUUGUAUUUGAUUUUAGAUGUUUAUUUGGGACCAUUAGCUGAUGGUGCUGUUUAAUUGGUGUAGAUAACCAGUACUGUAUUUGGAAGUAUUCGUUGAUGACAUUACUUAACUGAAGCAUAACCACUGCUGUAUAUUCUAGGAAUGGUAAUAUUAAUUGAUGAUUUUAAAUGGUAGAAAAUCUAUUACUGUUUUGUCAUUUAGAAAUUGGAGCACCGGUUGUUAAUACUAAAGAACGGCUCAUAUUUUGUCUCCAAUGGCUUGAAACUAUAGGUAGAUUUUCCUUCCAGGACUGGAAAUUGCGGCUUUUAAUUGAGAAAUCUCGAGCCAUCAAGUGUCCCUCCAUACAGUAUCACUUGGCAGGAACUAAAAAGGUUCAGCAGGAGUUAUCAAGGCCUGGAAUUCUAGAAAAGCUCUUUAAAGAUGUAGAUUAUGUUAAAAGAGUGAGGAAUGUUUUUGCUGGCCAAUAUUCCUUAGAUUUGGACUCUAGUGGGGAUGAAAUUGUAAAAGAAACAUUACAAAAUCCACAGAACUAUGUCAUGAAACCCCAGCGGGAAGGAGGAGGACACAAUAUUUAUGGAGAAGAAGUUAAAACCAAAUUGACAGAACUUGGAAGAUCUAAAGAGCGAGAAGCCUACAUCUUAAUGGAAAGAAUUAAACCACCUUCUAUUGAGAAUUACAUCAUUCGAAGAAAAGAACCAACAGCCAAGAUCUCAGUAAUUGGAGAACUUGGUAUCUAUGGGGUUGUUCUAGGGUAAGAAACAUGUAAAUUA